CUACUCAUUAGGAACUAGGCGGUUUUGAUUAAUGCGCAUGCUCCACAAUUUCUCUUUCUUGAGACCUCGUGGAACCUCAAAGAGAAGAGGAAGAUAAGAUGCUUAUUCCCAAGAAGAACCGUAAGACAAUAUACGAGUAUUUGUUCAAGGAAGGAGUCCUGGUGGCCAAGAAGGACUUUAACAGAGCAGAGCAUCAAGAAAUAAAAGAUAUCCCAAACCUUCAAGUUGUAAAAGCUCUUCAGUCUUUGAAGUCUCGUGGAUAUGUAAAGGAACAGUUCUCGUGGGGUUGGUACUACUGGUACCUGACAAACGAAGGUAUACAAUAUCUGAGGGAAUAUCUUCACUUGCCGCAAGAGAUUGUUCCAGCUACUCUUAAGAGACCCGUCAGAACUGAAACGGCUAAGCCACGCCCAAGAGAACAAGCUGACAGAUCAAUGAGAGACGAGAGAGAUGACAGAGAUGCUUACAGAAGCUUUGGCGAUGAGAAGAAGACUGACGCUGGACCAGGUGCUCAUUUUGAACCUCAAUUUCGUCAAGGUUUUGGGCGUGGUCAAAGCGAUGGUCCAAGAGGUGACUUUUGAGAUUUUUUAUUGAAUGUCAUCUUGUCAUUAAAGAAAUAUAAUAAUAUCUCCAAUUUAAUUAAUGGCA
Amphimedon queenslandica is the source of this 648-nucleotide messenger RNA. Its product is annotated as 40S ribosomal protein S10-like. The record is from RefSeq and is a predicted model, not a curated record. Gene Ontology annotation, molecular function: structural constituent of ribosome; RNA binding. The transcript has 7 exons. Gene Ontology annotation, cellular component: cytosolic small ribosomal subunit. The coding region runs from base 99 to 581 and encodes 160 amino acids. Lineage: Eukaryota; Metazoa; Porifera; Demospongiae; Haplosclerida; Niphatidae.